Molecule: messenger RNA, 652 nt
Organism: Camelina sativa (false flax)
Lineage: Eukaryota; Viridiplantae; Streptophyta; Magnoliopsida; Brassicales; Brassicaceae
Biological process (GO): protein deubiquitination
Molecular function (GO): cysteine-type deubiquitinase activity
Source: RefSeq, a predicted model, not a curated record
AUCGCAGGCUAGACAGAGGGACCAGGUUGUGUCCGGGCAGAGAGAUCUGGGAAAAUCCAGGAAGAUCAGUCCCAGCCAGAACAUGGAGAUGAAUCCAUCAGAGGUUCAUGAAGUAAGGAAAUUCGAAGAAAUUGACCAAAAAUUAGAACCAGAUCUUUUAGACUCAAACACAGAGGAAUCUGAAGAGAAGUUACAGAACGCCACUUCUGUUUCAGCUCUUGAUAUGAUACUCAAGUCUCUGUGGAAGAUUAGUGUUUUCUUAAGCAAUUUUUUGAGGAAUUAUAUUCAAGAAGCACAACACAACCUGAAAGAUGAUGAAUCUGUUCUUCCACAAGACAUACUUCGUAUCUUCCUACUCAAAAAUCUCAGUCUCACUACUCAUCCUCUGGAAGCAAACGGUGUUUCUAAGCUGUUUCUAAACAUCUUGGAGCUUCUACCUCGCUGGAAUUCGCACUUCAAAGUGAACGAAGUGGCGAAAACGAAUUGCGUUAGAUGCAAGACAGAUAGGGCGUAUUCUGGUGAAUGUUCUUUUGGUCUGAUCAUCAAUGCUAAUUCACUCAGAGUAUUCAAGGCAAGUCAUUUUUUUCAUUUUGUUUUUAGUACUGAAAGAGAGUUCUUACAUGAGAUUGAUGCUAGAAACGUUUUUGGGUAA